Rhododendron vialii is the source of this 1423-nucleotide messenger RNA. RefSeq names its product gibberellin 2-beta-dioxygenase 2-like. Lineage: Eukaryota; Viridiplantae; Streptophyta; Magnoliopsida; Ericales; Ericaceae. Gene Ontology annotation, biological process: gibberellin catabolic process; response to light stimulus. The transcript has 3 exons. The record is from RefSeq and is a predicted model, not a curated record. Bases 113 to 1210 code for a protein of 365 amino acids.
CUCUCUCUCUCUCUCUCUCUUAAAUAUCCCAUUUUCUCCACCUCUCUCUCACAUAGCUAAAACUCCUUCCUUUUUUUUUUUUCUCUUCUCUCCCUCUACAUAGAAAAACAAGAUGGUAGUGGCAACUCAAGUUCCAACUCAAAGUGAAAAAGUCAAAGAAAUGGAGCUUCCAAUCAUAGAUCUUUCAAUCGAGAGAUCAAAGGUGUCGAGCCUCAUUGUAAAAGCUUGUGAAGAGUUUGGUUUUUUCAAGGUUAUAAACCAUUGCGUCCCUGAGUUCGUUAUCAAAACAAUGGAAGCAGAGAGCUGGGGAUUUUUCGCGAAACCGGGAUCCGAAAAGCAACGGGCGGGGCCGGCAAACCCGUAUGGGUACGGAAGCAAGAGCAUAGGGUUUAAUGGGGAUGUUGGUGAGGUUGAAUAUCUUCUUCUCAGCACCAACUUUCAAUCCAUUUCUCAAAGAUCCAAAACUAUCUCCAAUGACCCCAUCAAAUUCAGGUGUGCAGUGAGUAGUUACAUAGAAGAGGUGAGGGGUCUGGCAUGUGAAAUACUGGAUUUGAUGGCAGAGGGAUUAGGGGUCCCACACAGUACCCCACCAUCAGUAUUUAGCAGUCUAAUCAGGGACGUUGAUAAUGACUCACUCCUCAGGCUAAAUCACUAUCCACCGCUGAUCAAGGAUAGAGACACGUCACCUUCCCCGUUCCAUCAUACUCAUAUUCCUAGUAGUAAUCUCCAUCAUCACCACCACCACCACCAUCACCAUCAUAAUCAUAAUCAUAACAACAACAACAACAGGAUUGGGUUCGGAGAGCAUACAGACCCUCAGAUCUUGACAAUUCUGAGAUCCAACGACGUGGGUGGCUUACAAAUCUCUCCUGAGGAUGGGGUGUGGGUCCCUGUUUCUCCUGACCCCAAUGCUUUCUUUGUCAAUGUGGGUGACGUCUUACAGGCCAUGACAAAUGGAAGGUUUGUGAGCGUGAGACACAGAGCCCUAGCAAACUCAAACAAGCCCAGAAUGUCAAUAGCCUAUUUUGGUGCACCCCCUCUCCACUCAAGGAUCACCCCACUGCCUGAGUUGCUGAUUCCGGGCUUCAGGCCCGCAUUGUACAGGCCCUUCACUUGGGCUGAAUACAAGAAAGCUGCUUACUCUCUCCGGCUCAGCGAUAGUCGUCUCGACCUUUUCAGAACUCAGGAACGAGAUGUCGAAACUGCCUGAUUAUACGAUACGAGCUCACGACACCAAAGUAACACGAUAAUUGAUUACCAAAAAAUGUUUUGUUUUAUUCUCCCGCAAGGGGAAUUUUGUUUUUUAUAGACUUUUCCAGAAUUUAUGCUCACCUUUUUUCUUUUUUUUUUUUGGGGUCUUGAAAUUUUCGUUGUUAAACAAUCGAUGCAAAUUAUUUGUAGGAAAAUGGGGAUUAUUCUGUGU